UAGACUGAACUAAAGUGAUUGUUCUUGGGAAUUUGAAUGCAGUGUCGGGAAUUUUAGAAAUUAAAAAUGUUUCGUGAGAGGACACUAAGAAAAGUCAAAUGUAACAACUUUCUUGACGGGCGGUGAAAUCAAAGACUCGUUCGUGUGGCGAACAAUUCGAAAACGCAUAAGCUGCAAUUAAGGAUCUGUGAAUCAGUUAGCCAGAAAUAAAUUAGUUUUGUCAACAAAGGCACUUUGCCAUCUCAAGAUGGACUUAUUGGUAAGAUGGCUUGGCGUGGUUGCGGUUUACCUGAGUAUUCCGAAACCGGCGGGAGAGCUUUCAAUCCCUCUUUGUGUUAUUACAGCGUUUAUGCUCUUAUAAAAAGUGGGGGUGUUAAAAUAUUUUAAAAUAGUUCCAACUUAGUGUGCCGUUUUCAGUGAGAGGGGGUACGCGGUGAAUUGUUCUUGUAUUUUUUUUAUUUUUUUAUUUUUUUUAUCAUGUUGCACAAGAACUGAAGAAAGAUGUUAUCAAGUUUAAAGUGGCAGAUUGAGAGGAGCCAACUCUUUGAGAAUUCUUAAAAGGCAGGACGGCAUCAGUUUUCUAAUUGCAUUCGUUGUUUAUCUAGAUCGUUAAUGGCGAAAACUUGAGAGGAACCGACCGAGACAAAAUCAUUGAGUAGCUGCGAGCAAUACUCCAUCAAUACCGAAUAAAAACAUCAAAACAGUAGCAAACAUCGCGCUCAUUUGAAAGUCUAAUGAGCUCAGGAAACGCACAGAUACUCGGCGAGCAGCGAUCCUGCGAUUACAUUGAACGGGUCGUCAGCCGGAGCAUUGCUCGUGCCUUGAGGCAGAAUGUUAUUACGGUUUAUCGCAGUGUACUUUUUUCUUUUUAUUCUUCCGCGGGCUGGAGCAAAUUCAUACGAGGAUGUGCACAAUUUACUAACACCGCAAGAGAGGGAGAAGAUUUUCGGUGAACCAUUCCCUCAAGAUGUUCCAGAUUACCACGUGACGCAUCCAGUUCAAGUAGACGAGCAUGCCGCCUUUUUGACACGUGACCUGUCUAAUGGUAAUCAUAGAAGACGCCGCGACGUAGCAAGUGCCAUUAAAGAACCUGUUUUCUUCCACCUGUCUGCGUUUGGUCAGAAUUUUCAUUUAAAUGUUACUCUUAAUGACGAGCUACUCUCACCCAACUUUGUCAUCGAGGUUCGCGGGAAUCAAAGUUCUCGAUUUCACUUCGACGUUGAACACUGUCAUUACACUGGUCACGCGGUAUCGUCAAAAGGACUGGGUACUAAAGUGGCGUUAAGUAAUUGUGAUGGGCUGCAAGGUUUGAUUCGCACUCCAGAAGAUGUAUUCACAAUUCAUCCGCUUCCAGACCGACUAGGAUUGGAAAAGAACAAAACUCGCGCCCACGUGAUUCAUAGAAGAUCUACCACACCCCUAGAGAGUGUCGGGAAGGCGCUUAAAAUAGAGAAAAGAUCAGAGAACUGGUGCGGGGUGGAAGACAAGCCAAGUUCCAGGGUGAAGCGCAUGGUAUUAGAUUUGCCCGCUCCAGUAAAUUACAACAAGGAUUUCACUAUUGAAACGCUUGUUGUUGCUGACAAGACAAUGACUGAUUUCCAUGGAAUUGAGGAACUCAAAGUUUAUGUCCCUAGUCUAGUUAACAUUGUUCACAAUCUUAUAGGCGACAGUUCCAUUGGCGCGAACAUGAAGUAUGUCUUGCACAAGCUACUCAUUCUUGAGCAUGAUCAGGAAGGGCUCACGAUCAGCUCUCAUGCUGGUAACACCAUGGCAAGCUUCUGUGAAUGGACCAAAGGACAGAACGUAGAGGAUGAUAACCACCCUGAUCAUUUUGACCACGCUGCGCUUAUUUCACGUUAUGAUUUCUGUCGAAACGCGGACAACAGACCAGGCCAAAGCUGCGAGAGAGUUUUAGGUCUUGCUCAAGUCCAAGGAAUGUGUAGUCUCACCGGAAGUUGUACUUUGAGCAAAGAUGGGGGCCUGGGAACAGCGUACACCAUGGCACAUGAAACGGGUCACAAUUUGGGAGCACAGCACGACAGCGCAGGCAAUCCGUGUGCUGAUAUAACAAACAUCAUGUCUACACAGGCCAGCGGUAAAGAAACAGCGUUUGAAUGGUCUCACUGUAGCAGAGAAUCAAUUCACACUUUUCUAUCUGGCGAUCAUUCUGCGUGCUUAAAAGAUAAACCUCAAAAGGCUGUGAAAUUACCAGAACGUCUGCCCGGCGAACUCUAUAACGCUGACGAUCAGUGCUCGAGGGCCUAUGGAGAUAAGUCAAGUGUAUGUCCAGCUCCUUUUUUGAAAGAGAAAAUCUGCACGCAACUGUGGUGUAUCAGCCCUGUGACUAGAAUGUGCACCACACAACAUGAACCUGCCGCGGAGGGAACGGAAUGUGGCCAGAAAAUGUGGUGUCGCCGCGGAAAGUGUGUCCCGUUUGGCAGCGAGGGGCCUAAGGCUGUGGACGGCGGUUACGGACCGUGGGAAGAAUGGAGCGAUUGUUCACAUUCGUGCGGCGGGGGACUGAUAACAAGAAAGAGGAAUUGUGAUAAUCCAAAACCCAAAAAUGGUGGGAAGCUAUGCAAGGGACACUCUGCAGAGUUCAAGCACUGUCAGACUGCUAAAUGCCCAGCAGGGACGCCUAGCCCUAGAGCAAGCCAGUGUGAAUCAAAACGACAGAUAAAAUUCAUUGAUGGUAACAAGUAUCAGUGGACUUACAAUCCUGCUGUUCCUGUUAUAGGUGGACAGCAAUGUAAAUUAUCGUGUAUUGCUCAGGUAGGUAUUCGCCAAUUUGCUAAGUAUGGAUUUGGUUUCGUGGAUGACGGGACACCAUGCGAUGAUUACGAUGAAAACAGUGGGAUUUGUAUCAGCGGCAAAUGCCAGCCCUUAGGUUGUGACAAAGUACUUGGUUCCUCAAAAGUGUUUGACCGUUGCGGUGUUUGCGAUGGAGAUGGAACUUCGUGUAUCGGCAAAAGAUUAACAUAUAAAGGCCUUCCCAAUCCUAUGAAGGGACAUUAUCAGCCUAUUGGAGUUAUUCCUGAAGGAGCCAGAAAUGUUCAGAUCAGAGAAUUGAGUGGUUUCAAAAAUUACUUGGCUAUGAUGACUGUCGAAGGCAAAGACUUACUCAACAUGGACUUCCGCAUCAAGCCACGAAUCUUUGCCUUUGUCGGCGCUGGUACGAGAUUUAAAUACACUCGUGAUGAGUUGGACAAGGAGAAAAUUACUACACAAGGACCGCUCACUCAGGACGUGGAGUUACUGUAUUUAGUUCAGUCCUGGAAGGAAGAAUACCAAGUCAGGAUACGAUAUCUUGUCCCACGCUCUAAAGACGACGAGGCCGCGGACGAGAGAAUUGCACGAAGCUUGGGGCAUAGCUUGGGGCACGAGAGAGUCAGUUUCAAGUGGACAAAGCGCUCGUUAGGCUGCUCUGAAAGCUGUGGAGGCGGAACAGAGUUGUUCAAGGCGACUUGUGUCCGCGCUGAUGACGGAUCAAUGGUCAGCGAUCACUAUUGUGGCGGAGAAAGGCCUGGUGACGAGACUUUGGAGUGUAACACCCAAAAAUGUCCAGCGAGGUGGAAAACAGGAGAAUGGACCGACUGCUCAAAGACAUGCAACGACGGCCAUCCAGGGGAGAGGACUCGGCAGGUUAUCUGCGUUGACGAAUCACAUGACAUUGAGACUGAAGAUCAGGAAUCUUACUGCGCAGGACCUAAACCCGUCACACGAGAGGCAUGCGCACUGCAGGCCUGUCCUGCUGAAUGGGUGACAGUGAAAUCAGGCCCGUGCUCCUCAGUUGGUGGCAAAGGAGUGAGAAAGAUUGAAGUGGCCUGCGUGAAGACAACGGAAUCCAACAAGAAAGUCAAAGUGGCAGAUGAAGAGUGCAGCGGACAAAAACCUCCCACUACGGCCUCAUGUGAUAUUAGGAUACCUUUUUAAUGAUGAUUAGAAUCAAAACAGCUGUCAAGCUCGAUAAUACAGAAGCUUUUUUCUAACUACUAUCAAUAGUUUAUCAAAUACCAUAGUAAGCAUUCUCGUUGACUAUUUUUUUUUUUUACUAGCGCUAUUCGUUUCUUAACAGCUACAAAACGUAACUCAAUAGAUAAAACAGCAAAGCAUUUCGAAAGUUGCGUUAAGGUGCACUGAGAAAGCAGUCACAACCAUUUUCGCAAACGGUCGACUGUAACUGGAAAUUAAAGUCAAGCCCAGCUGCUCGGCACGACACAGGCCACUGAUUUAACUUGAUGAAAAAUAUAAACGCGUUCCUUAAUUUCAAUGCAAAGUUAUGAUCAUUCAACAAAAGCACGCACCCUUUGUCUCGCUGCGUCUCUCACUGAUGGUAUUAGCAAUUCAGCUAGUUCUGGGAGUUUAAGAUCUAACACCCAAGACUGUGAAGGAAUUUUACCUAAUAAAGGAUGAUCGCGUCA
Molecule: messenger RNA, 4421 nt
Organism: Orbicella faveolata
Lineage: Eukaryota; Metazoa; Cnidaria; Anthozoa; Scleractinia; Merulinidae
Product: A disintegrin and metalloproteinase with thrombospondin motifs 6-like
Biological process (GO): proteolysis; extracellular matrix organization
Cellular component (GO): extracellular matrix
Molecular function (GO): metalloendopeptidase activity
Source: RefSeq, a predicted model, not a curated record